AUGUCCUUGGUCUCUACUCAGCAUCAUUCCAUCAACUCAUUACAUUCAAGCUCGAGCGCCGACAUCGACAAUCACUCUUCCAAGACUCCCGACGACACUGAAGCUACUCUAAGUACGCUUCUUGGGGUAUUCGCACACUCUGAGCACAGCUCUAUGGACAGAGGCCCCACCGAAUAUCCGCAGUCAGGUUUGCAUUCACCAUAUCCGCACGCGUUAAACAGCGCCCAGUCUGAAGAUUCUUCCGCAGAUCACGCGUCUGCUGCCCAUUACACUCCUCAACAAGCGCAGGAAGUGCGAUCGAAUACCUACUCCUCGUCCGCAACACCCAAUUCCGAGUACGCCGUAUAUCCUGCUUCGGCGCGCUCAGGUUCUUUUCCAGAACAUUUACAUCGUCAGUACCAUCCAGCUAGCAACCACAGCGGUAGUAGCGGAGGUAUGGCCCAACCAACAAGUCCGUCAAUGCCUUUGCAAGAUGGCCGUCCAAGCCAUCAAAAUCCCCAAGUCAAGUCUGACCAGGAUGUUCCUAUAGAUCCAUCAAUCGCAGCCUCGAGCCCGACCUACCCCUCCCACAACGGCCAAUACUCUCCAUACCCACCACAGGAGAUGCAGCACGGCUAUCCUCCCCAGCACCCUGGUGGCGCCAUGUACCAGCAACCACGACCCGACUGGGCUGGCUAUGCCAGUCACCCUCAACACCCAAUGCAGAGUGGAUACGCGGUGAGUGGUGCCCAAACACCAACCUCUGCGGCUUCAGCUGGUGGACGACCUGGUCAAGUCUACUCGUUCGUCCCCAUCCCAGGUGCCCAGCAACACAAGCGUCCUCGUCGAAGAUACGAAGAGAUCGAGCGUAUGUACAAGUGUGGGUGGAACGGUUGCGAAAAGGCUUAUGGCACUUUGAACCAUCUCAACGCCCAUGUCACGAUGCAGUCACAUGGCCAGAAGCGUACGCCUGAAGAAUUCAAGGAGAUCCGAAAAGAGUGGAAGGCUCGUAAGAAGGAAGAGGAGAACCAGCGCAAGGCUGAUGAGGAGCGUAACCGCGCUGCUGCUAUCGGUGGUGCUGCUCCUGAAGGCCAGUCCAGCGAGGGCCCCCCCGCCCCUGGCUAUCAACAAGCUGGUCGUCCUCCAGUCCAGCUUCCGCCGAUCGGGUACCAACCUGGCGCACAUGUCCCUGGACAAUAUCAAGCUGCACCUUCCGGCGGUGUUCAACAGCUCCAGGAGUAUCCCAACAACGCCCAAAUUCAAUACACUGGCUACCCAGCUUCGCCUUAUGGCGCUCCUAACCAGAUGUAUAACCAACGUCAUUACACCCUCUGA
Molecule: messenger RNA, 1314 nt
Organism: Lachnellula hyalina
Lineage: Eukaryota; Fungi; Ascomycota; Leotiomycetes; Helotiales; Lachnaceae
Gene: CON7
Product: C2H2 finger domain transcription factor
Exons: 3
Coding region: 1-1314 (437 amino acids)
Biological process (GO): regulation of DNA-templated transcription
Source: RefSeq, a predicted model, not a curated record